UGAACCAGGGUAUAUAUAAACAAACACCGCUACGGGUUAUUUCAACAAGCUUUACAAGUCUCAGCCCCAAGGGUGUUAAAACUCCAAAAUGGUCUAUAAAGUUGAGAAACACGGGGUGAGGACUGGUAACUCGUUUAAAAGGUGGAAUACGAGAUAUUAUCGCCAGUACAAAAAACAGGCCUACCUUAUUCGGUCACAUAUCAGCGACGUUCACCUGGGUACCCCUGACUUCGAUGAUAUUGCCCGCUUCAGGAAGAGUAGCGCUUUUGGAGAGGGAAACAGUAUGACUGAUGGUGUCGAAUACUCCUUGAACAAACAAGGUAGAUGGGAUCUCCCCGGGAUACUUGAAAACAUUAUCCUUGGUACAAACAACGAAGAGGAUUAUGGGAUACAACUCGUUGAACGACACAGAAUAAGCCGUGUGGCAAACUGCGUCAGUGUCUGUUCCACAGAAGGCGUGUUUAAAGGCGGUGAUAUCAGUACGGACAGAAAAUUCAAAAUAAAAACUUCGGGAGGCUAUUUCCAGUCGAAUAGUGUUCUUAAACGUGCUCCUGCCCUUUCAAAGAACAAAAGACGCGACAGACGUCGGCGUCGUCUGCAGACGGAAGAAAUUAUAGAAGAGAACGAACACGUCAGAGAGACAAAUAAAUUACGUUAUGAAGUUCAUUACCCAAGUCCCGUUACCAGCUAUCAAACACACAACGCAAAAUGUAUUGGCAUAAACACGCAUGAACCAUUCCGAUGGAAUGGUUAUCAAGACAAAAGACAGCGUAGUAAGAGAAGAGAUCGAAUGGAAAUUCAUAUUAAAGAGUCGCUGCAGUGCAUGGACGACUCGUUCGAAGACUCAGAGGAGGAGGACGACGUUCACGAGGCAGACGAGAAUGCAGGUGAAGCAUGCGACUUCGUUGUUACUCUAGAUGACAUCUUGAAACAUGCAAAUACAGCAAGCAAUCUGGCAAGCGGGAAAGUUGGGCACAACAGUAAUACAAGCUCUUCUUCCUUAGACAGCGACGAGUCAUUGUCUCCAAAAGGCCGCAUUGUAUAUAUGGAACGCAAUGAAACAGACGAACAACACGAUACAACUGAAAUACAGAAGACCAUUCCAACAAAAAGAAGAAGCACUUCAUUGCAACCCGUUCGAGUCAUUUUAGCAGACGAAGAUAUAAAUCAACAAACUCUGUUGGAAAAAUUUGGAAAUGACUUUAUUGAAUGUGAAUGUUUCCCGUGCAAAUUUGUGUUGAACAUUUCAAAUCAAGUCACGAGAUUAGAUACAUUUAAAACUUACAGCAAGACCGAAAUGAUUCACACAGAGGCAUGCAUUGUUUUUGUGCACGAUGUUGAUAACGAAAUAAACAAUCUGAAAGAAACUGUCUACAAAGUUCUCCUAAAUGCAAACUUCGGAGAAAAUUUGAACAGUGUCCAGAUUGAAACAAUAUUUGAUUACAUGGAAACGAAUGUGGAGGAAAUUGUUGAGCGGACUCUUUUCUUUAUUGAAACUCUUCCAGCAGAAUCUAUUGUAUGUGAAAACAACACGAACGUCUGCAAGACGUCUAUGAAGGGAAGCACAGUGGAAAAAUGUGCUAAUUGGUCUGUUGAGUCUUAUCGUCCAAAUAACUCUUUCUUACUAGACUCGUUUUUGUCACGCCUACCCGUUGUGAAGGAAGCGGUGGAUAUGGGAUUUGAACUCGUUCAUCGAUUUGAUGCUUGUACGGAAGACGGAUCAGAAAAUGUGGCAUCUCCAAAAGAUCGUUUUUGUUGCAUUUGUUAUACAACCUUAGAAGACGCUAAUCCAGGUACUGCUCUCAUUUCUUGUAGUCAUUGGUUUUGCGACGGCUGUUGGAAAGAAUACCUUGAAACAAAAGUAAAUAAUGGUGCACUGGACAUCCAAUGUCCUGAAUAUGAUUGCAGUAAAAUUGUGGACCCGGGCACCUUCUUGUCACUCAUUAAUAUGCGUGAUGUUAUCAGACACGCAAAAUGUUGUCAUGACACACAGGUAGAGCAACAGAAAUCAGCAAGAUGGUGUCCAAAUGAAAAAUGUGAUCGAGUAUUGAAGAGAAACUGCGAAGAUGCGAAGAAUUCCCAAUGCACUUGUGGAAUAAAUGUAUGCUUUGAAUGUCUUCAACCUCCUCACUGGCCAGCAAGUUGCGAUUCUAUUAAAAGCUACUACAAGAAAAUGAGAGACACUGGUGACAUUGCUAUCGAGCCACCAGACCUUAAUAAUCAGGUCGUUGUUCGUGGAAAGAACUGCCCUUCGUGUCACAGAUUCAUUGAGAAAAACGGUGGCUGUCCAUCGAUGGUUUGUGUUUGCAGAGCCCACUUUUGCUGGGGUUGUGGUCAGUUAUGGAGUAGCCGGGUGCACGGUGACGAAUGUUACAAAUAUGGCUACAAAGAUUAUCAUAACACUACCAAAAGAAAGUUAGAAGCAGUUAAUCCACUUCAAAUAAAAAAUCGUCAGAAAUGGUAUAAGAUGGCCCUCCUUCAUCGCGUCAACCAACAUGCAGGAAGACUUCAGAAAAUGAAGUCAUGCAUUAAACCUACGGCCAAGAAGUUGCAAUUCUACAUUGUAAGAGCUGAAAAGAGAGGAGAAAAAGUAACUCUUGACUUUGAUUCUGAAAACAAAUCAUUUAGUCGGCAGACUGACAAGACUGCAUACUUCUUGAGGAACACUGUUGACCUGUAUGCAGAAAUUAACCACGUGGUCGAAAACACUUCCGUUUUACUGAAUUCGGAACAACUUCCGGCAGACCACAGACUUGUUCUCCAACACAUUUCUUACAGACUGUCUAGCUUUUCUGCGGUUAUUUAUGAACUCUUUUUAUGCAGCGAUAACGUUCAAGCAAACGUUCUUUUAGAAAAGUUAAAGGAAGUGCGGUUUCAUACCCGUAAAACUUUCCAGAGCUUAAUCAGAUGUAUUAAAUCUAUGAAAGCAUAAUAUACGUAUCAUGCUGAUAUAAUAUUAUAUAGAUUUAAAUAAAGGAACAUUUGUUAUUU
Mercenaria mercenaria is the source of this 2991-nucleotide messenger RNA. RefSeq lists its product as uncharacterized. Gene Ontology annotation, biological process: positive regulation of proteasomal ubiquitin-dependent protein catabolic process; ubiquitin-dependent protein catabolic process; regulation of cellular response to oxidative stress. The transcript has 2 exons. Bases 89 to 2932 code for a protein of 947 amino acids. The record is from RefSeq and is a predicted model, not a curated record. Gene Ontology annotation, molecular function: zinc ion binding; ubiquitin conjugating enzyme binding; ubiquitin protein ligase activity. Gene Ontology annotation, cellular component: cytoplasm; cytosol; Golgi apparatus. NCBI's taxonomy places the organism in Eukaryota, Metazoa, Mollusca, Bivalvia, Venerida, Veneridae.